This is a messenger RNA of Fraxinus pennsylvanica, 879 nucleotides long. The record is from the annotation of a GenBank genome assembly. Lineage: Eukaryota; Viridiplantae; Streptophyta; Magnoliopsida; Lamiales; Oleaceae.
AUGGUUGAAGAAAACAAAAACGAGGAGAAGAAAACAAGGGAAAAUCCAUGUACGACCAAACAAUCCUCUAAGAAACGGAAUCGCAAAGAAGUUGCGAUUUUUGGAAACUACAGAAAUUACUAUGGAUACAGAGUGGGUCAGGACUUGGAGGAAGAUCCUAGAAUAAAGGUGUUGAAUAGGGAAUGGUUUGAAGGCAAAAAAUGCCUUGACAUUGGCUGCAAUAGUGGGUUGAUCACAAUCGCCAUAGCAAAAAAGUUUUGCUGCCAAAGCAUCCUUGGAGUUGACAUUGAUGGUGAUAGAAUUGAAGAUGCACAGUGGACUCUCAGGAAAGUUGUGAAGAUGAGUGCUCAUAAAUUACCUUCCAAGAAACCCAAAUCAGCAGAUACGGAUUUAAUUAAUGGGUUGCAGAACCAUAUGAGUAAAUCACCAACUGAAGUGACACUGGAGAAGUCUCCUGAUACUCCUCGUUUGCAGGGAGAAGAUCUCUUUGACAUAGUCUCUUUUCAGAAAGGAAAUUUUGUUCAGAAUUGGAGGCCACCGGAAGAUAACUACCAUACAAUUCUUUGUUUAAGCGUGACAAAAUGGAUACAUUUGAACUGGGGUGAUGAAGGAUUAAUCACUUUGUUUUGGAAAGUCUGGAAGCUUCUUCAACCGGGCGGUGUUUUCAUUCUGGAACCCCAACCAUGGAGCUCAUAUCAAAACAAUCGGCUUGUGUCUGAGACAGCAGCAGCUAAUUAUAAAACAAUUCAGAUACCUCCACAAGAUUUUCAGGACAUACUUCUAGACAAGAUUGGAUUCCGCAGCGUAGAGAACUUAACUUCCCAAUUAUCUGGUAGCAAGUCUGGAUUUAACAGACCAAUAUUAGCUUUCUGGAAAUGA